UAAACAAAAACAAAAAAUUACUGUAAACAUGAAAGGAAAUGUAGCUAUACCUGUUGAUGAUAGUGAAACUGAUGCCAUGUUCUCCGCUGAAGCCCUGGAUGUAAGUGACCGCCAAAAUGAACCCAUGAAGCUGGACAUCGGAGAUGGAAUGACCAUCACUGUGACUGAAGUCGAUCCCAGUUUUAAGUCGGAGCCUUACGCUGAUAAUAACAGUCCUGAAAGUAUCGGCAGUUCACAGGAGAGUAAUAACGAAGAGAGAGCCGAAUGGGGUGGGAAACUGGAAUUCAUAUUGACAUGUGUGGGGUAUGCUGUUGGUCUCGGAAACGUCUGGAGAUUUCCUUAUCUGUGCUACAGAAAUGGCGGAGGCGCCUUCCUGAUCCCGUAUACCCUAAUGUUGGCUCUGGUUGGCUUGCCUUUAUUCUACAUGGAGUUAAGCUUGGGACAGUACGCCAGUCUAGGUCCGAUUGCAAUCUGGAAGCUCAGCCCGUUAUUUAAAGGACUCGGAUACGCCAUGGUGAUCGUGUCGCUGUUGAUUGGUCUAUACUACAAUGUCGUCAUUUCUCAUGUCCUCUACUAUUUAUUUAAAUCCUUCACCGAUGUUCUACCUUGGGAGUCUUGUGGCAACAGCUGGAACACCAACAGUUGUCUGCCCUUUGACCAUUAUGUUGCCAGCCCUAAUGCAUCAGAUUCCAAUUCAAGCAUCUCUGCCCAUCAAGUCUCUUACAAGACACCAACUGAAGAAUACUACAGGCGCAACGUGUUGAAUCAGUCAGAGAGCAUCGACGACUUCGGAACUGUGGAAUGGCAUCUCGUAAUUUGCCUUUUCGUUGCCUGGCUUGUUGUUGGUUUAGUCCUGUUGAAAGGCAUUCAAUCUCUCGGAAAAGUGGUGUAUUUUACUGCCAUUUUCCCGUACGUGAUGCUGACAGUGUUAUUCGUCCGUGGCGUAACCUUGCCGGGUGCUUCGAAGGGCGUGUUGUAUUACCUCAAACCUGACUUUGAACGUCUUCUUGAUCCGCGUGUAUGGAGUGACGCAGCCACCCAGAUUUUUUACUCCCUCAGCGCAUGUUCCGGGGGUCUGAUUGCCAUGUCUAGUUACAACAAGUUCAAUAACAACUGUUACAGGGACGCUCUCAUCGUCUGCUGUAUCAACUGUGGUACUAGUGUGUUCGCUGGUCUUGUCAUCUUCUCUGUCCUCGGCUUCAUCGCCACGGAGAAGGACGUCGAUGUGUCGAAGGUUGUUGACGACGGUCCUGGAUUGGCUUUCAUUGUGUAUCCUGAAGCUUUAGCCAGAAUGCCUGUCGCCCCAAUGUGGUCUGUGUUUUUCUUCAUCAUGAUGGCCACUCUCGGAUUCGGAUCUCAGUUUUCUAUCGUCGAGUGUGUAUUCAGUUCCGUGUCAGACGAGUUUCCAAUUCUGAAGGUCAGCCGUAACAAUAUCAUCUUCCGUAUCGUCGGCUGUAUCGUGUUCUUCCUCCUCGGUCUACCAAUGAUCUGUCGCGGAGGAAUAUGGAUGCUCAACCUUGUGGACUACAGCGUUGGGGGAUUCCCUCUGUUGGUUGUCGGAUUCAUGGAGCUGCUUAUCAUCACUAGAAUAUAUGGUUACAAUGAAUUCUCCGAAAAUAUACACGCCAUGCUUGGAAUAAGACCAAACAAAUACUGGGAGAUCUGCUGGAAGUGGGUGUCACCAUUCGUUGUGUUUGUAACAGUCAUAAUGAACAUCGUUUUCUUCAAGGAGCCAGAUCUAGACAACGUGACGUAUCCUAGAUGGGCUGUCAGUUUGGGGUGGCUUAUUGCCAUGUUCCCUGUGGCUGCCAUUGUUAUUCUUGGUUUACAUUACUUCUGUUACAGUGGUGGAGUACAGGUGCUAAAAGAUUCAGUGAAACCUCUACCUACAUGGGGACCAGCAGACAAGACCAAGGGAGAGUACCCUUUCAUGAAAUAUGACGUGACUUUCGCUGCAGGUGAUGUCGGUUAUAACCCAGCAUUCGCUCGUCUCAUGGGAAGUAACAUAUCAACGAGUACAAAUAGUACUGACGUCACAAACAUUGGUGCAUCAGUGAAGACGGUAAACAGGAUACCCGGAAACGGAAGUAUAGGAGGGUCCACGUAUAUAUUUUCAUCUAACCGUUCUAGGGAACCAAGCGAGUCGAAAGUAUGAUCAUAACAAAACUAGUUAAAAGUUGUGAGAAUUUGAUUUGUUGUUAAAAGUUGUAAGUGAGUGUGUUUGCAAGAUGCUAUGACGAUGAUGUGAUCAAUAUCAACAAUGCAAUGUGAAAUAUACAUGUGUUCCAAUCUAUAAGAUCCAUCGUGAAUUUUAUCAUAAACGUUGUGAUGUUUUUAAUGAGUCCAAAUUGCAGACGUUGACGAAGUACAUAUGUGACAUCAUUUGACUUCCGGAAUCUUGUCUCUUAUUUGCUUUAGUGUUGGUCAAUGUAGUGUAAUCAUGACUCGACAAAUGCUGUGUUAUACAACACACGCUAAGUAUGUUGCCCGUUAUGUCAUACUAAGGGGACACCAUAACAGAUAAGAUCUAUUGAGUUAAAUAAUGUCUUCACUUUUCGUUUGGCGUUAUGGUUGAAAAUUUUUACUUAAACUUCAUACUUCAUCAUUAUUUAUUUCAUAUCAGUUUCAUUUGUGGUCUUCACAAUAUUGGGCAUUUCACAGCGGAGAUCUGGGAUCAAGGUGUUAAUUCUUAACGAAGUGAAACUAUCCACAUUUAUAGUUGCGAGCAAUGCUAGUAAUUUUUAAUAUGUGCAAAAGACAAAACGCUGUUUCCUUUGUUGCAUGUCGAAAUGAUUAUAUUGUCUGAACCAGGUAAACUUAUGUUGUACUACGAACACCACCAUUAAAACAUAUUUUUUUCUACAAAUAUUAUUUUUGAAAUUCAAAUGAUUGUUUUAUGGACCAAGCGUUGAUAGAAAUGUGUGAAUAUAAUGUAUGAUUGUGUGUAGUUUUACGCUCAAUAUCACUGUUGCUGCGUAUGAUUAUCACAACAAUGUACCUGGAUCAUGUGUCUGAAUUGCUCAGGGGUAUGGGAGUUAUUAAUUUGAAUUGAGUUUCCUGAAACCGUAAAUAUGUCGAUCAUUAAGACAAGAGUGUGUAUGUCAUUGAUGUGUCGUGGAUAUGUCGUGAAUUCUAAACCCCUGGAUUUUGUGUUACGGUAAUGUCGCGACUGUAUGGUAGAUGAAAGUUCUCCAAAUUAAUUGGAAUCAGUUAAGUGACAGUUAUAUCUCUGAACCCUUACAACCUGUUACUAUAUGUGUGUACACAUUACUGCGGGAAAAGGUGCUACUUUUGUGGAGUGUAGGCAUCUUAAUCAUUUCGACAUUGAUAUUAGUGAGAAACAUGAAACGUAAAUGCCUUCAUGGUUUGAACCACGUUUCUUUUUUUUUCAAUAUAAAAAUUCAAUCUAAAGUAGGGUUUUCUGUCGACAGAAGAUCGUUUGAGAUAAGUUAGGGUUUAUAUCAGCAGAAGAUGGUUAGAAAUAUGUUAGAUUUUAUAUCGACAGAAGAUCGUUAGAAAUAUGUUGGGUUUAGGUCGACAGAAGAUCGUUAGAAAUAUGUUAGGGUUUAUG
Messenger RNA from Ylistrum balloti, 3571 nucleotides. Its product is annotated as sodium- and chloride-dependent glycine transporter 1-like. Lineage: Eukaryota; Metazoa; Mollusca; Bivalvia; Pectinida; Pectinidae. The record is from RefSeq and is a predicted model, not a curated record. Gene Ontology annotation, biological process: sodium ion transmembrane transport. The transcript is spliced from 13 exons. The coding region runs from base 29 to 2155 and encodes 708 amino acids. Gene Ontology annotation, cellular component: membrane.